GACGGAAAUAGAUACAAUGGCAUCCGAACAACAACGUGCUGAUGCGGCCGUUCCGAUAAAAAAGCGAAAACAUUCCCUGGAAGAAGUAUCAAAUGGCGAAACAAAAUCGGAGGACAGUUUCGGGGGCUUCAAUAUUUGCAAAGUUUUAAAUGAGAACGCUAAACAUAAAGCAAUUUUUGUUCACGGAUCGUUUGAAGGUAGUACGGAUGACGCUGUUGUCAUUUUGGAGAAAACUCCUUUUACAGAAAACACAGUCAAGGGAAUUUUGUCGUCAGAUACAGAUUUGAAACUGGCAAUUCAUAAUGAUAUAUAUAAAACAUUUGAGGCAUUUCCAAAACCACAGGAGAACGGGAUCAAAGCCACCCUGAUUUACCCUGCCACUUCUAAACACAUCAGCAAGUAUACAGAACAAGACGUGUAUGUUGUGAGAGAGACAGCAGAAGACUACAGGAACAUCACUCUGCCAUACAUACAGGCAGAACAAUUUAGUAUACAAUGGGUAUAUAAUAUCCUAGACAAGAAAAAAGAAGCGGAGAGAAUUGUGUUUGAGGACGUUGAUCCUGAGACAGGGUUCAUUCUCCUCCCUGACAUGAAGUGGGAUUGCAAGCAGGUCAACGACCUCUACCUUGUUGCCAUAUGUCACACCAGAGGACUGAGAUCACUUCGAGAUCUUACCAGAGACCACUUGCCUUUGUUGAAGAAUAUACUUGAAAAGGGACAGAAUGCAAUCAAAGAAAAGUACCAAGUGCCACCCAGUAAACUCAGGAUAUAUUUCCACUACCAGCCGUCGUAUUACCACCUCCAUGUCCACUUCACUCACAUCAAGUUUGAUGCCCCGGGAUCUGGGGUGGACAGGGCACACCUCAUCCAAGAUGUCAUUCAGAACAUUGAAAUCAAUGGAAACUUCUAUCAGGAGGCCUCCAUUUCGUUUGCUCUUAGGGAAAAUGACAAGUUGUUGAGUAAAUUUAGAGAGGCGGGAAAAGCUUGAUUUAGGCUUGAGAAGUAAUAAUGGGAUGGUUUUGGACAUUUAUCAGUAUGCCCCCCCCCCACUUUGCUGUGAGAUAUAAUUAUAAGUUAUUGCUAGUAGAUUAUAAUACCCUCCAGGGGAAGGUGGGGGGGGGAGAUGUGUUAGUUGGACUAUCUGGAGAGACAGGACAAGAUGACAGUCGGUGCUGAAGCCGAAAUCAUUAUAGCCAGCUGAUCCUUCAGGUCGGCAGGGUCCGUGAAUCUACUUUGAUAAAGCAGAAAUGGUAUCUUGUGAAUGAACUUAAAUUAUGCUGAUGACCCAGUUUCAAUUUUUCCUGGCAGUUGGGUUUGGACCAUUGUUUAAAUUGCCUGUUGAGCUAGCCCCAGUUUCACAAAAAAAAAAA
Molecule: messenger RNA, 1370 nt
Organism: Lingula anatina
Lineage: Eukaryota; Metazoa; Brachiopoda; Lingulata; Lingulida; Lingulidae
Product: m7GpppX diphosphatase
Biological process (GO): deadenylation-dependent decapping of nuclear-transcribed mRNA
Cellular component (GO): P-body; nucleus
Molecular function (GO): hydrolase activity; RNA 7-methylguanosine cap binding
Source: RefSeq, a predicted model, not a curated record